Molecule: messenger RNA, 2287 nt
Organism: Myotis myotis
Lineage: Eukaryota; Metazoa; Chordata; Mammalia; Chiroptera; Vespertilionidae
Gene: AGPAT1
Product: 1-acylglycerol-3-phosphate O-acyltransferase 1
Exons: 7
Coding region: 491-1351 (286 amino acids)
Biological process (GO): phosphatidic acid biosynthetic process
Cellular component (GO): membrane; endoplasmic reticulum
Molecular function (GO): 1-acylglycerol-3-phosphate O-acyltransferase activity
Source: RefSeq, a predicted model, not a curated record
GUGGAGGAGAGCGGUGGGAGCGGGAGGACCGGCAGCCGCUGCCGAGCGGACGGAGGGAAGGGAUGCUGCAGGCAGCGCCCCGCCCGGCCCGGCCCAGCCCCGAGCCACAGCGAGAGGAGCCGCCCGGGGGCCGGGGAGGCGAUUGGCGGGCCGGGCCGCUCAUCACCGCCCCCCGCUUCCUGACCAGCCCCGGAAGCCGGCGGGCGCGGGGGGCGGGGGGCAGCGGCAGCGGCAGCCCAGCCCUCCGAGACGGCAGGAAGGGUGGGAGGGAGCCGGGGACAACCCCCUCCGUUCCUACCGCCAUGGGCCCUGCCUCCCACUCGCACCUCCCCUCCAUCGGCCGGGGCUAGGAGACCCCCAAGUCCUGUCGCCCCCUUGGCACCGACACCCCGAACGAGGCAGAGACACAGCCACCCGCCACCACCGCUGCCGCAGCCUGGCCGGGGAGGGGGCCAGCCCCCAGGCUCUCCUCCCCGCUGAGGUGACCAGAAUGGACCUGUGGCCAGGGGCAUGGACGGUGCUGCUGCUGCUCUUCCUACUGCUGCUCUUCCUGCUGCCCACGCUGUGGUUCUGCAGCCCCAGUGCCAAGUACUUCUUCAAGAUGGCCUUCUACAACGGCUGGAUCCUCUUCCUGGCUGUGCUCGCCAUCCCCGUGUGUGCCGUGCGAGGACGCAAUGUCGAGAACAUGAAGAUCUUGCGUCUGAUGCUGCUCCACAUCAAGUACCUGUACGGGAUCCGCGUGGAGGUCCGUGGGGCUCACCACUUCCCUCCCUCACAGCCCUACGUCGUGGUCUCCAACCACCAGAGCUCCCUCGACCUGCUUGGGAUGAUGGAGGUACUGCCCGGCCGAUGUGUGCCCAUCGCCAAGCGGGAGCUGCUUUGGGCUGGCUCUGCCGGGCUGGCCUGCUGGCUGGCUGGAGUCAUCUUCAUCGACCGGAAGCGCACUGGGGAUGCCAUCAGUGUCAUGUCUGAGGUCGCCCAGACCCUGCUCUCCCAGGACGUGCGGGUCUGGGUUUUUCCUGAGGGCACCAGAAACCACAAUGGCUCCAUGCUGCCCUUCAAACGCGGCGCCUUCCACCUGGCAGUGCAGGCCCAGGUUCCCAUUGUCCCCAUCGUCAUGUCCUCCUAUCAAGACUUCUACUGCAAAAAGGAGCGCCGCUUCACUUCGGGGCGAUGUCAGGUCCGGGUGCUGCCGCCAGUGCCCACAGAAGGGCUGACACCAGAUGACGUCCCAGCUCUGGCCGACAGAGUCCGGCAUUCCAUGCUCACCAUUUUCCGGGAAAUCUCCACUGACGGCAGGGGUGGUGGCGACUGUCUGAAGAAGCCUGGCGUCAGCGAGGCCGGGCUCUGAGUUCCCUCCACCUCCCCCUCCACACGCCUGCCAGCCAGUGGGUUCUGACGCAGGACCAAGCCCUCUUCCUCGUCCCCUCUCCCUACUCAGUCUCCUCUUUGGAGUCUUCAACUUCUGAAGUGAAUGUCUCUGCCCCUUCCCAGCUCCCCCCAUGGACUCUUGCCUUGGUGCAGUCUCCACUCCGACCCUCCCCACCUCCUGCACCAUGAGUCUGUGGGACGGUUGCCUCCCGCUCAUCCCCAGUGCUCAGCCUCCAGGCGAUGGGAGCACUCCAUCCUGUCCCAGGGGACCUCCUUCCUGUGUGGUCUCUCCCUCUCCCCCGACAUUGGCCAGUGGACUCAUCCUUCUGUGGAACAGCUCCCCCCACCUCCACCCCAUGGAUUCAGCGGGCUCAUCCGUCUGCCAGGAGGACUCCUCUUGCUGUGCCUGGAAGCUGGUGCCUGGAACACCCCCCAGGCUCCUCCUGGGAACACUCCUCAGCAACUCCACCCUCCCUCCCACGGAGCCUCCGUCAGGGGAGGCUGGACUCUUCUCACUCCGAGGUCUCAUUCCUGCCGGGCCCAGGUGCCCAGGACUGAGCAACCCCUGGAUGCCAGUUCGGUCUUCACAUUUCUGCUUCCCCUGUUCCCGUCCCCUCCGCCCUGGGGCACAUUCUGGAGACGGGAAGUGCACCGCAGGGGCCGCACUCGGGCUCCCUGGCUGGAGGGGAUGGAGGGCUUUUAAUUUAUUUCUUUCGUUGGAGGUUUCCCCCCCUUUGAGCCAGUUUUCAUUUCCUCCCUGUGGCAUUAGCCUCCCAUCCUCCCAUCCCAGACCUGUGCCUACAACAGGGAGGGGCUGGGAGCAAAGGAGGAGGGUGGGACUCCGUUUUUCAUGGUUGUUUUUAUUAAUUAUCUGGAUAACAGCAAGGAACCAAGAAUAAAGAUUGCGAGAUCUGGA